AUGUCUGGAGCGCCUCGAAACGAUACCUACCCUUACGCCUUCGCCUCCACGUCCGCUUCGUCCUCGUCGCAAACCCCCAAUUCCGACGAUCGCGAUGAGCUCGACUUUCUCGAUGACAAUGCCAGUAACGACAGCGGUCGUGGGAGGUCGCGCGAUAGAAACCAUGUGUUAGGCGAGGACCCGCUGCAAGGCAACUUGAGUGCGCCCAUGACCUUCAAGCGAAGACAAGGCCCCUCAUUGUGGUCUGCGCCUUCUCGACUUCUCUCCGCAAUCACAGGCUCACGAUCCAAUGCUUCCUCGAGGGGAGCUUCGCCUGCUGUGUUUCCUGGCUCCAACACUUCCCCGCGCGCCGAACCUGUCGUCUUUAACGAAGCUACCAAAGAUGGAGCGCCGCACGAUUGGUACGUCGAGGGACCGGGACGCCGAGUCGGAUACGAGGAUCUCACGGCCAUUGAUUGGAUUUUCGAAUACACAAAGGAGCGCCAGCGGUUGCGAAUGCUCUACUCGAGCGCAUCCGGCGUUAUAGGCCCUCUGCGACGGCUCAUUGAUGCUAGCCAAGUCUGGAUUGUCCUGCUCUUGACAGGAAUGCUCGUGGGAGCUGUCGCCGCGGGAAUCAACGUUACAACCGAUUGGCUUGGAGACUUGAAGGAGGGAUACUGUUCUAGCGGCCCAGAAGGAGGCCACUUCUACCUUAAUAAGGCCUUUUGCUGCUACGGCUACGAUCAUAAUUCCAAGUGCGAAGGCUGGAAGUCUUGGGGUGACGCUGUUGGUGUGCAUUCGAAAGGCGGCAAGUGGUUUGUUGAGUAUUUGUUCUUUGUUUCUCUUGCGAUGCUGUUCGCUUAUGUUUCUGCUGUUCUCGUCCAGGAAUAUGCAAUUUACGCUAAGCACAGUGGUAUCCCCGAGAUCAAGACCGUUCUUGGAGGCUUUGUCAUUCGAAGAUUCCUCGGGUUUUGGACCCUUGUAACCAAGUCGCUGGGACUUGUAACUCGGAAACGUGAAGUUCUGUCAGCCGCUGCCGCUUCGGGUGUCUCAGUCGCCUUUGGAUCGCCCAUUGGCGGUGUCUUGUUCAGUUUGGAGACCUUGUCUUAUUACUUCCCCGACAAGACAAUGUGGCAGAGCUUUGUCUGUGCCAUGACUGCAGCUGUUGUUCUUCAAGCUUUUGAUCCCUUCAGAUCUGGCAAGCUUGUCUUGUAUCAGGUUCACUACAGCAUUGGAUGGCAUGGCUUUGAGCUGCUACCCUAUGCCAUCUUGGGUGUUCUAGGUGGUAUUCAUGGUGGCCUCUUUAUCAAGCUCAACAUGGCCAUCGCUCGCUGGAAAAAGGCAAAUCGAUGGAUCCCUGGUCCAUUUAUCCAAGUUCUUAUCGUGGCCUUCUUCACUGCUCUCAUCAACUAUCCCAACUUCUACAUGAAGCUUCAAACGACUGAGCUGGUUUCCAACCUUUUCUCUGAGUGCUCUCAGGUUCUCGACGACCCCAUCGGCCUCUGUAGAACAGGCGCCGCUUCGGCCAAAACUAUAGUCCUCCUUGUCUUUGCAUCAGUCUUGGGCUUCUUCCUCGCUGCUGUGACAUUUGGUUUGCAGAUCCCUGCUGGUAUUAUUCUCCCAUCAAUGGCCAUCGGUGCCCUGACAGGCCGCGCUGUGGGCAUUAUCAUGGAGAUUUGGGUCACAAACCACCCAGGGUUCUUCCUCUUUGGCUCAUGCGAGCCUGACAUUCCCUGCGUAACGCCAGGCACAUAUGCUAUUGUCGGCGCAGCAGCAUCUCUUGCUGGUGUUACUCGUUUGACGGUCUCCAUCGUGGUUAUCAUGUUCGAACUCACUGGCGCUCUCACAUACGUACUUCCCAUCAUGAUUGCUGUCAUGAUAUCGAAAUGGGUAGGCGAUGCCUUUUCACGUCGUGGUAUCUACGAAUCAUGGAUUCACUUCAACGAGUACCCUUUCCUUGACAACAGCGAGAACAACGAUGCUAUACCCGAUAUCCCCGCUUCACAAGUUAUGACUCGCAUCGAGGAUCUCGUUGUCCUUACUGCCACCGGCCAUACUAUUUCCUCACUUACAACUAUACUCGAGAUGCACCCGUACCGUGGCUUUCCAGUUAUAUCAGAUCCCAGAGAAGCUAUUCUUCUAGGCUAUAUUUCACGUGCAGAGCUCGCGUACAACCUCUCGGCCGCCACGCAGGCACCUCGUUCGCUCCCCCCGGAGACGGAAACCUUCUUCUCCCAUCAGCCUAUGGCCGAUCCGCGCACUACUCUUGAUCUUCGUCCAUGGAUGGAUCAAACGCCCCUUACUCGAUUCUCACAUACAAGCCUUCACCUGGUCGCGACUUACUUCCAGAAACUUGGUUUGCGGUAUCUCCUGUUCAGCGACCGGGGCGUCCUUCAGGGCUUGUUGACAAAGAAGGAUGUUUGGUAUGUUCUUAACGGUGCCGAAGAAACGCGUCGCACCAUGGGCCUAGCAUCAACUGGUGCUGGCCAUGAGACUGGCGUGGCCGAUCGGACGCCAGACGACAUCGGCGGCGGCGAAAGCAGCGGAUUGCUGCGCGGUGACGGCGCUGAUGAUGGGGAUAGUAUACAAGGCGAGGAGCCGAUGUUAUGA
Fusarium graminearum PH-1 is the source of this 2589-nucleotide messenger RNA. RefSeq lists its product as uncharacterized. Gene Ontology annotation, molecular function: voltage-gated chloride channel activity. The transcript is spliced from 5 exons. The coding region runs from base 1 to 2589 and encodes 862 amino acids. NCBI's taxonomy places the organism in Eukaryota, Fungi, Ascomycota, Sordariomycetes, Hypocreales, Nectriaceae. Gene Ontology annotation, cellular component: early endosome; membrane; Golgi apparatus. The record is from RefSeq and is a predicted model, not a curated record. Gene Ontology annotation, biological process: transmembrane transport; chloride transport.